CGGUCGAAAGAAUCCAUCCUUCGGGUGCCUCGGGCUGUGCCCGCGGAGCAGUGCACGGUGAGCCCUCCGGGCGGACCACGGCGCACGAAGGGCGAGGGCCCCGGGGCGACUCAGCCCUCGAAGGGCAGCGCAGCGUCUGCGCCGGGAUCCCGCCGAGCGUCCCGGCGAUGCUCCACCGGGUAG
Prorocentrum cordatum is the source of this 183-nucleotide messenger RNA. NCBI's taxonomy places the organism in Eukaryota, Dinophyceae, Prorocentrales, Prorocentraceae. The record is from the annotation of a GenBank genome assembly.